Periophthalmus magnuspinnatus is the source of this 993-nucleotide messenger RNA. Its product is annotated as periphilin-1-like. The transcript is spliced from 9 exons. Gene Ontology annotation, biological process: negative regulation of DNA-templated transcription; negative regulation of gene expression, epigenetic; protein localization to heterochromatin. NCBI's taxonomy places the organism in Eukaryota, Metazoa, Chordata, Actinopteri, Gobiiformes, Gobiidae. The coding region runs from base 19 to 993 and encodes 324 amino acids. Gene Ontology annotation, cellular component: nucleoplasm. The record is from RefSeq and is a predicted model, not a curated record.
GAUCAACUGUCCUCAAUCAUGUUUCAGCGAGGUCGGAAACCCAUGAGAGAAAACUAUGAUGAUCCCUACAUGAGGGGUCCGGGAAAUGGCAGGGAGGUGACAUUUCACAGAGUUGUUAAUGUUGUUGAGAGAAGAAGCUCUAUGCAAAUGAUGGGAGGAGACUUUGACAGAAGAGGACUUGAUGGGCCAAUGUACAAUGAGCCCAUGCCCUACCAGGAUCCUAGAGAAUGUCAAGGCAACAUCAAUUACCCACAAAACAUGCCUUUUUUUGAAAAUGAAGACCACAGAUUUGGAAAUUUCCACAGAAAUCCUCCUCCUCCUCCUCCUAGAAAUGAAGGACACUACAAUCCCAACAGAGAUGACCUCAGGUAUCAUUUGGACUCAAGAAACAAUGGGAGAGGAGGAAAUUUUUUCCGCCACAGGGGUCGAGAUCCUGUAAGGAAGGAUGUUGACUACAGGCGUAGAGAGCAGUUUGUUCGAGAUCGGUCUCCAGUCAGACGAGGAAACCAUUCUUCCAGCGCUGCAUCAAGACCCUCUGAGAAGAACGCCAGUCAGCCAAAACCAAAGUCCACUGCUUCUACAAGUCCACUUCAUGGCAACCCUGAAGAGGAUCUAACACAGACUCCAACAACCUCAAAGGAAAGCCCUCCUGCGUCUGUAGCCCAGCCAGAGGAGGAGGUGGAGGCUGCCAGCGUGGAGCCAAAGUCGACACUAGAGCAAGAUGUAAAGGCCCGCCGGUUGGAGGCCAUUAAGGCAAAAGCAUUGGAAAUUGAGAAGGAUUACCGGCAAGACUGUGAGACAUUCCGCACCGUGGUGAAGAUGCUGGUAGAGAAGGAGCCUAGUUUGGAUUAUCUCCUACAAGCUCCACUGGAGAAGAACCUGGAGGAGAUCAAAGAGCGAUGCCUGGACUCACUAAAGCUGUUUAUUAAAGAACUGGAUGAGGCAAUAGAGCAGCCCAACAAAACUGACCAACCCACAGAGGGCCAGACUUGA